Closterium sp. NIES-67 is the source of this 9306-nucleotide messenger RNA. The record is from the annotation of a GenBank genome assembly. Lineage: Eukaryota; Viridiplantae; Streptophyta; Zygnematophyceae; Desmidiales; Closteriaceae.
CAAGCCGAGUGACGAUGGCCGCAAACGCCUCUCCUGGAAUCGUAGCACCGCCCAAGUUACUUGCAUUCUUGCUUGUCUGACGGAUCCCAUACUAGUCCCCUCUCUAUAGCCAAGACCUAGGGUAGGGAGGAAAAGAGAUACAGGGACAGUGAGAGAAGACGUCUCAUUGAUUGGCCGUUGGGGCGUUUGGGCAGUUACUCUGGAAUGGCAAGAGGAGCCGAGAGGUUGCGCUUAGUUGAGUUUUUUGCGCCCUGUUUAGCAUCAAAGCACAGCCCGCGUGCAUCUUCGAGAAAGAAAAGCUGACAUGAGACACUUGCGCCACGAGGAGCUUAUAGUCCGCGCGCAUCUUUAUCAUUUAGGUUUUGAAGCGCCACGAUUGUUUCGCCUUGGCUCGUGCUCUAGUGCUUGUGCGCGAUUGUCUCUAGGAUCACCGCAGGGUCGCGCGCUAGUUCAUCCGCCGUCUCUCCUCCAUACCUCCUUACCUCCAUACCUCGUGGAGGCCGACAGGGACAACUCUGCUGCUGCCGUCGACUUUGCGUCGCUAAUCUGCUCGUUAAAGCCCCCUCGCUUCAACAUGCCUGCUGGAGUCUGCUCGUUACAGACGGCUAAGUGACGUCCGCAUCUUCCGGCCUGGGGCUUGACCUUAUCCGGCUGUCUGUAUCAGCAUGGCGCUCUCCCGCUCCGCGUCCCCGGCGCCGUCGCGCGUAUCCGGGCGCAUGUUCCGCCCCUCACUGCCCUCCGCGGGCUCCUUCUUCUCCGCGCGCUCCUCCUCUUCCUCCGCCCGCGCGUCUUCCCCCUCGUCCUCCUCCGCUCACUCUCACACCGCUGCCGCAAGCGCCACCAGCGCAAUGGCUUCCACCGCCGCUGCUGCGCCCAUGGGUCCGCCGGCAUCCCUCAUGCCCCCCGCGUCCCUCCCGCGCCAUUCCUCCCCCGUGCGCUCCUAUUCCUCCUCCCACUCUGUUCCGACCACCCCCCGCCGAUCCAACCUCCAGCAGCUCGCGCAACUCAUCGCCUCCCCGCAGCUUGCGCGGGCUCAGCAUCCCGCGCCACCCCCUCCGCACCCCAUGGCUCUCUCUUCUUCCGCCAACGUUGGCCCUUCCCCGUCAGGUUCCCCCCGAACGAGUUCCCCAAUUCCCAGCUCCCCCAAGCACAGCUAUCCGCAGGCUUCUUCCCCCCAUCCCGCUUCCCCUCAUCCGAGUUCCCCACGCCAUAACCCCCCCUAUGCGCUGUCCGCAUUUCCGGGAAGCGGGGGCUCUUUCUCCCGUCCAAUCUCCCCCGGCCCCGCGCGUCCUGGCACCCCGCGGACCGCGUCUUCCGCCUCUAACUCGGGCGCGAAUUUUGUCGGGGGAGCGUUCGGGCCCACCCGAGGAGUUCCGGGAAUGAUAACAGUCGCGACUUCCGUUGCGCCCCCCACGCCCAUGAACGGCGGAGGAGGGGGAGGAGGCGGAGUGGGGGGAUCUACGACGGGGGGAUACUCGGCGCAGUCGUCCGUCUUAGCCGCGCCGCCGACGUAUGCGCGCUCCAACAGCCACACCAUCGGCCACAGCACCACGGCGGCGGUUUCUGCGGCGGUUGCGGCGGCGGCGGGAGCGGCGGCGCACGCGCACCCGGGACACGUGCACGGCGCAGGAGGACCGCAAGGGGGGCCGCACUUUUACGGGCACGUCGGGGGGGUCCCCUCGUCCCCGUCUGCGUCCUCCGCUGCCCUCCGCCCCCACGACCACCACCACCAUUACCCGUCCGCCUCCGCUGCCGCUUCCCCUGUGCCCUCCGCUUCCGCCGCGCCCGCGAGCGCCACUCCGCCCGGCAGAACGCACUCGCUUUCCUCAGCGCAGCGCCGGCUGCUGUCGUCCGUCGAUGCGCUGCUGGCCGCUGCCGCCGUGGCAGGCGGCGUGGGGAACAUCGGCAGCAGCAGCACCCCUGACACGUCAGCAUCAUCAUCGCGCGCGGCUCGAGCCGCCAGCAUAUCGGCAGCGGCGCUUUCGUCAUUUUAUCCUCCUAGCCCCAACAGCAAUGGUAGAUCGACGGCCACCGUGUCUGCCGUUCCGCCUUCCGUCAUCCCCUCUCCCCCGUUCAAGCCCGCUUCCCCUCCCCUGGCUCCGCUACCAGCUCUGGUCCUCCCCCCUAUCCGCAUCCCCGCGCGGCAAUCCCCAACUCCCUCGGCCUCCGCCGCGUCCCCGCGCGGCCCUUCCGCAUCCGCGUCUACUUCCGCAGCCUCCGCCGUCCCCCAGUCUCCUCUCCGCAUGGCCUUUGCCUCCCCGAGUGGCGGCGGCGGCGGCAGCAGCGCCAAUGCAAGCGCGCCGAGCAGCGACAAGCGCGCGGCUGCUGCUUCAGGACACGUGGCAGCUCCUCCGCAGAGGAAGGAGACGAAGCCCGCCGAUCAAUACGUACCGUACCACACCCUGACCGGACCUCCUCAAUCCGCUGUCGCAACGGCGGCGGUGGCGGCGGCGGCGGGGACAACGCAGCCUCAAGCACACGCAGCUUCCGGCGCAACAAGCGGCGAGACAUCCGCAACGACAGCCUCCAAGACGGCAGUAGCACGAGGUGCUCCUGGCGGCGCACCAAGCUCCGCCACCAUCGGAGGCGCUCUGGCAGCAGCCGCAGCAGCGGGAACGGCGGCGGCGCCGGCGGCGGCGAGGGGAGUGGACUCCGCGGCGAUGGCGGGAAGCGGAAGCAUCAGCAAGACGUGGAUCCUGGACGCGGCGGGAGGCGCGGGGAUGGGCGGAGGGUCUAUGGGCAGUGCCACGUCAGCAAUGGCGGUGGGGGUGGUGGAGGAUCCGAUGCCUAACUGGGACCCCACGGACGACCGCCUUAGCAGCGUCGCCGGCAGCGACAAGGUCGCGCCUGGGGGAGGCAUGUCUGCGGAUAAGCGCGGCGGCGCGGGAGGGGGAGGAACGGUAACGUGGGGCGGAGUGAUCGGCGGAGGCGGAAUGGUGGACCGGCGGGAGGUGGCGCGGAAGUGGGUUGCUGGACACGCGGCGCCUGGGGAGCAGGGACCCAUCAGCGGAGGCGGCGGAGGGAUUGGCGGAGGAGUUUGCGGAGGCAGCGGCAUGGGCGGGGCGUACGGGAACGCUUUUUACCGCAUGGGGCGCACGCGCGCGUGGGCGACGCGGCGGGCGGGCACCGCGGUGCUGCGGCACGGCGCGCUGGUGUGCCUGCGGUGGGGGAAGGACAAGCUGCUGGCGGCCGUCGAGGCCAACGGACGGUGGGAGCUCGGCGCUGUGCCGCUCCCCGCUCUCGACGACUCCGCGCAGUCGCCAGACGCGGCCACCGCGGUUGGCGCAGGCGCGCGUGCUGCUGCGGGCGGAGGCGGCGGAGCCGCGGGAGCGGAACCCCCCGCAACAUCAGCAUCGCCGUCAUCACUACCGGCCUCGGCGGUGCCAGGGUCGUCGUGCGGGGGAGUGCCGCUCGAGGGCGUGUUUGUGCUGGUGUGCUUCGGCGGCGGGCGCGUGGGGCUGCGCUCCGUUGCCGCGGACGGGCGCUGCCUCUCCGCCACUUCGUCGCUCGCCUCCGCGCACUACUUCGCGGGAUGGUGUUUCCAGGAGACCGAGGUGUGGGCCAUGCCCCCGGACCUCUCCUCGCUCCCCACCCCCCCCGCCGCGGACAAGGGGGGAGCGGGAGGCGCGCAGGGGCCCGGGCAGCCGCCGCCGCCGCAACAACCAGGGGCGGUCGGAGCAGGGGCAGGCGGAGGAGGCGGGGGGGCGGGGGGAGGAGGAGGGGGGGAAGUGGAGGUGGGGGGAUGGUGCGAGGAGCUGGGAGGGGUGCUGGAGGGUGCGGUGCUGCUGAGCAGCGUGCUGCAUCCAACGGUGGUGAUGCAGGUACACGUGCAGGGCGUGGCGGCGCUCUCCCACCGCUCCUGGCGCCACACCCAGAACGAGGCCAGCGCUGCCAACAGGCUCAGGGGGCAGGUGCUCCAACUGAGGGACAGGGUGCGGCUGUUAGAGGCAUCGGAGACAGUGGCAGCCACGGCAGCAGCAGCUGUCGCAGCAAGGGAGGCGGGGACUGGGGCAGGUGGCACCUCACUGCCCGUGCUCCUGUGCUCCUGUUCCGGCAAGGCUGCAGGAAGUCGUGACGGGAGGGGCAAUGCUGCUGCUGGUGGUGCUGGUGGUGGUGGCGCUGCUGCUGCUGCUGCUGCUGAUGCUGCUGCUGCUGCUGCAAGUGCUACUGGAGGGGGUGGUGGUGGCGGUGCUGCUGCUGCUGGUGCUGAUGGGAGGUGUCUGACUUGUGGUCUGUUCGUGGCCACUGCUGCUGCUGCUGCCGGGGGCAACAAUGCCUUCAUCACCACCAUUGCGAAUCUUAAAGCCAGAGUGUCCCAGCUGGAGGAGGAGCUAAGGGCCAAGACCCAUCUCUCCACCAACUCCUCCCCCGCGCCUUCCAUCGCCUCCUUCUCCUCUUUCUCAUCCUCCUCUUCCUCCGCCACCUCCGAUUCCGCGCGCGGGGGCUUCCCCCACUCCGCCUCCUCGCUCCGCCCGCCGUCCCUCCCCCCGGCGCUGGCGGACCUGGAGCGCCGCGCACUGCAGGCGGAGGCGGAGAAGGCGGCGCUGCAACAGCAGAUAGAGGAGCUGCUGGCGGGGAAGCGGUUGGCGGAAGCGGGGCUCCUUGCGGCCAAGAGAGCGGCGGAAGCGGAGGCGGAGCGGGCGGAGCUCGCGCGCAAAGCGCUGGCGCAGGCGGAAGUGAAACGGGCGGCCACGCGCAGGGCGGAGGAGGAGGCGGACGAGCGGCGGAGCCAGCAGCGCGCGGGGAAUGCGAGCAGAGAAAGGGGCAGGUGGCGCGGAGAGAGAACCACGGAGCGGGCGGGUGGAGGUGGGGAGUUUGGCGACGGUAGGGGGAGUGGGAUGGCGGGCGGACGCGCAAGGAGAGGGGAGGAGGCGGAGGCGGAGACGCAGGCAGAGGCGCAGAGGGUGGAACUGAUGGAAGAGCUGAAGAGAGAGGCGGAAGAGCUGAGGAGACGGCUGAGAAGCAUGGAGGGCAAGGCGUCAGACGGCAUGCUGGGAGCUCUGCAGCACAAGAUAGAGCGGCUGGAGCGCAUGCACGCACACCCAGGGGGGGCGGACGCUGCUGCUGGUGCUGCUGCUGCUGCUGCUGCGGUUCAAAUGCCACCACCAUUGCCAUCAUCGAUACCACCAUCCAAACACCUUCCCCGUGCAGCUUCAGCUUCAGCAUCCCACCGGCAGUCAUUCUCCCCUCCACCGCACUCUCCCCCUCCUCUUCCCCUCUCCGCCAACCAUCCUUCCGCCGCGGCUGGGUCCCCCCCUCCCCCUCUCUCCCUCUCCUCCGCCGCUUCCCCCUCUUCCAGCGCUCGUUCCGCGCACACGGAGGGCGGGGGCUGGGGAGAGGCGGACGGGCGGAGGGAGCGGGAGGGGGGAAGGCGGAGUACCCAGCGAGAGGAGCGAGAGAGGGCGUCUGAGUGGAGUCAGAAGUCGGCUCAUGAGGAGGGACGGAAGGCGUGGGAGAGGGAGCGGGAGGAGCGGAAGCGGCAGGAGGAGGCGGAGCGUGAGAGGGAGAGGGAAAGGGAGAGGGAGAGAGAGGGGGAGCGCGGGCGAAGGAUCGCAGAGAGAAUCCUGGAGAAGGAAAGGGAGAGGGAAAGAGAGAGAGCGAGGAUGAUGAGGAGGCUGAGGAGCCCGCAGGAAGCAGCGGCGGCAGAGGCCGCAGCGGAGGAGAUGCGAGUGCGCGUGCACCAGGGGAGCGACAACCUUGGGCUGGACGCCUUCUGCCGCAUGCACAGCCAAGGGAGCUUGCAUGGCAGCAUGCAGGGGAGCCUCCAGGGGAGUCUGAAAGGGAGGCUAGGGGAUGUUAUAGGAGGUGUCAAUGGCGGGAGUGGCAGUUGGGGGGGAGGAGGGGGAGGGGGAGGGGGGAGGGGAGGUGACGGUGGUGGUGAUGGUUGUCAUGGGGGUGGGAGAGGAAGAGGCGGCGAAAACGACAGUAGCAAGGAAGAUUUUGGCAGUGGUCGUGGCUCUGCUGCUGCUGCUGCUGGCAGCAGCGGUAGAGGGCUGGCACGACAGGCACCAGCAGGAGGAGGAGGAGAAGAAAGGGGUGGAGUACGGUGCAGUGUGGAGGAGGGCGUGCUGAGCUCGCUGUUUGAGCCCGUGCUUCAAAAGAGGUCCGAGAGCUCGUGUGACGGGGACGAGUGUGACUCUAUGGGGCGAGUGAGGGGGAGGGGGAGAGGGAAGGGGGAGGAGGGAGUGGGAGGGAGUGAGGAUGAGAGUGCGGUGGAUGAGGAGUUAGAGGAGGCGAGGACGGAGCAUGGAUGGGUGCUCAAGGCUGUGAUGGGAGGGGAGGAGAGAGAGGGGGAGAGGGAGGAGGAGAGCGAGAGGGAAGAGGAGAGGGAGAGGAAAGAGCAGAGGGAGAGGGAAAGGAGUGGGUGGAGCUGGAGGCAUGGGAGCAAGGAGGAGGGAAGGGUGAGUGAGGUGGAGAGGGAGUGGACGGCCUAUGCAGGAAUGGGCACGUCUGGUGGGAGGGUGGAGGCGUGGGAGGGGUGGAAGAGACGGGAGGAGAGUAAUCAAGCAGACGUAAGACCGGUUGCAGCUUCAUCUGCAUCCGCUGCAGAAAGCGCACCAGUCGGAAGGCCGUGGAGUGCUGCGGCUGCUGGAUCAACGAGGGCUGAGGCGGGUGGUGGCGUUGCAGGCAGCAAGGCAGGUGUCCGCACUUACACUGGUGCUGCUGCUGCUGCUGCUGGCUCUGGUGCUGCUGCUGCUGCUGGUUCUGGUGCUGCUGCUGGCAGUGCUGGUGGCAGCUCGGUGGCAGGAGCAGAGGAUGUGGGGGAUGGAGGAAGGGGAGGUGAGAAGCGGACUGGCGGAUGGGGGAAAUGGUCCAAGGGGUCCCGAGGCAGGGAGGAGGCAAGUGGUGGUCUUAGCAACGGAGAUGCCUGCAGAAUUGGCAGCGACGCAGCAGCAGAAACAACAGCAGGCGCAGGCAGAGGAACGGCAGCAGCUGCAGCGGAUUUCAGGGCUGGAAAACAAGGAAGCACCCAGGAGCAUUCGAGCCGCGGCAUAAGCAGAGGGAGCAGCAGGGGCAAGUGGUCGGCUGGCGGUGGUGGUGCUAGGGAACAGGCCACUGGGGAGCGUGCAACAGGGGAAAGAGGAACGGUCGGGAGAGGAGGGGUGAGCAGCAGCGGCAGUGACAGGGCAGAUGGCAGCAGCGGUGGCACUAGCAGCAUGGCAAGACCAGCAAACGGCGCAACCAGAAGCACUGGCGAAUCCCAAUCCAUGCCUGUUUCUCCCCGCCUGACUUCCGCCCCUGCUGCUGCAGCAGCUGGUGCAGAUCGAGCAAGGGAAGGGAUGUCCAGAGCAUCUCAAAAGGCGGCACUCAGAGGGGGGAAUGAAGGGGCGCCUGGUGAAGCUGGUGAGGGUUGGGAUCUGCGACACGGACGUGUGGUGUUGUGUGGGGGAGAUGCAAUGGAGGGGAGGGAAAGAGGCAGAGAGCAAGAGCGGCUGGGGCAUGGCUGGCCGAGUGCAGAUGCUGCUAGUAUUGCUUCAACUCUUGAGGCGGCUCAGAAGCCAGCACCAGCACCAGCACCAGCAGCAUCAGCAUCAGCAUCAGAAUCUGGAGUCACAACGCCUUAUUUAUCUCUCACCACGGACUCUCGCAUUGCAGCUGGUAGCAGACGGGUGGCCGAGCCCUCAGCUGACGUCUCUGCUGCUGCCCCCAUCUCCUCCUCCUCGCCUCCAGUGCCUUAUUUAUCCCCUCCCUCCCACUCCGUUGCAACAACAACAUCAGCAGCAGCAGCAGCAGCCGCAGCAGCCGCAGCAGCAGGUGACUCUGAGGGAAACCAUCCAAGCACAGUUCGAACUGCUGCUGCUAUAUGCAGCAGAGGUAUUGCAACCAGUGACGCCGCAAGCUCACCUGCAAGUGUUGCCACCAAUCCAAGCAGCACUGCCACCACUGCCACCGCAAGCAAUACGAGCACUCUGGGCGCUACUGGCACUACGGCGCCCGGAGGCCGGUCCUCUCUGAGUGCGUCGCUAGCAGCCACGGACCUGGGCCCCUCCCUCAAGCAGCGCAUCCUGCUGCUGCAGCAGCGAAUGAACGCUAUGCAGGCCGCAGCAACUGCUGCAGCAGCUGCAGCAGCCGCAGCGGCUGCACCUUCCUCCUCCGCUCCUUCUGGCUCCGGUCGGUUAUCACCCACCUCAGUUCUACCCUCCCAGGGUGUUACCGGCACCAGCAGCGCCACCAGCUCUCCUGGUACUGUUUGGUUGAACGGUGGUGGUCAGGGUGGUUCGGCCCCUCUCUCCCCUGACCUGAGAGUGCACAGCGGAAGGAGUUUGAGUAUCACCAGCAGCAGCAGCACGAGCACCAGUGCGACUGCUGCUGCUGCUCCUGCCAGCAGCGGCAGCAGUAGUAGUGGUGGUGGCAGCGGCGCCAGUGGUGGCGGUAGCAGUGGUGGCAGUGGUUAUGUUGGCGUCCCUGCGAGUCAGAGCAACAACGGAAUUGGUAGGGCGACUGGCAGCAGUGCCAUUGGCAGUGGCAGUGGUGGUUCGAUGGUUGGGGAGGCAGGCAAGGCACGAGGUACAUCGGUUGUGCGGCAAUACUAGCAGAUGGGUAGUGGAUGGUGAGUGGAUGGGGAUGGGGCCUGCUGGGAGGAACGUGAUGUGAUGCGAGGCGUGACGAAGACAGGGUGCUGCCAAGAGCAAGGCCAACUCGUUAUGGGCACCGCUCAUCCUGCCAUUCCUCACUCUCCUCCCUUCCCCAUCUCUCCCCCCACCACCCACCCAUCCCCCACACCCCCCCCCUCCCCCUCCCCUCCUUCCUUCCCCUAACGCUUUCUUUCUCUCAUGCCCUAUACCAUCUGUUAUGGGGAUCACUCCCACCUGCAUGUUGUGUGUUUUGUGGGGUAGGGGGCUGGAUUGGAGUGAGCAGUGUGUGUUUGCACAUGUUUGUAUGCAUAGAAGGAAGAGAAAUGCAGGAAUUGUGGAGAAUUCGGAUGACUGGAGUGGGGUGGCAGAAGGUGUUGGAUGGUGGAUAGGUAGUUAGGGAAGGAGGGUGUGGUGGGUGAGGGGUGGUUGAAAGGGGGGGCUGUCAUUGAGUGAGUGAGACACACAUAUGGCCGUUAUGUUCACAGUUUUGUGACUAAUACCGUAUUAGCCUGGAUAUAAGACCCAUGGGUCUUAUCACAUACCGUUGAGAAAUAAUCCAAAUGGUCCUAGAUCCAGGGGCAAAAAACUGGGUUACCAUAAGAUAAGCGCCUUAUAGAAGACCCAGGGUCUUCUAUUACUAGGGGGUCUUAUAUCUGGGCGUUUACGGUAAGUAGAAUCGAUACCUCGCAAAGAUGCUUGUAUGGUACCUCGCAAAACCAUAGAAGUGAGC